Molecule: messenger RNA, 3210 nt
Organism: Emericellopsis cladophorae
Lineage: Eukaryota; Fungi; Ascomycota; Sordariomycetes; Hypocreales; Bionectriaceae
Exons: 4
Coding region: 1-3210 (1069 amino acids)
Biological process (GO): proteolysis
Molecular function (GO): cysteine-type endopeptidase activity
Source: RefSeq, a predicted model, not a curated record
AUGUCACACUACGGUGGCGGAGGCUACCCUGGCCAGGGUCACUACGGCGGGCAGCAACACCACGGCGGAGGCAGCUAUGGAGGGUAUGGACAUCACCCACCACCACCGCCACCUCCCGGCCCUCCUCAGGGCUACGGCGGCGGCGGCUAUGACCAGCCUCCCAGUCACUACAGCGGCCAGCAAGGCGGCUACAACCGUCCUCCCCCCCCUCCUCCCCCUGGUGGCUACGAUGGCGGUGCCGGCUACGGCCAAGGUCAUGGCGGCUACUCGGGCUCCUCCCGCCCAUCCAAACCACCUCCUCCCCAGCAUCCUCCGCCCCCAGGCCGUGAUGUGUACGGCUAUCCUCUCCAUUCGGCUCCAUAUCCCGCUCGCCACGCUAGGUCGGGCCCGCCGCCGCCCUCCGCCCCUCAGCAGUUCGGUCACGGUGCCCCUGAGGGCUACACGUUCCAGUACUCCAACUGCACUGGCAAGCGCAAGGCGCUCCUCAUCGGCAUCAACUACUUUGGCCAGGAUGGCGAGCUCAGAGGCUGCAUCAACGACGUCCACAACCUGUCCACCUUCCUCAUGGAGCGGUACAACUACAGGCGCGAGGACAUGGUCAUGCUGACGGACGAUCAGAAGAACCCCGUCAUGCACCCGACCAAGGAGAACAUUAUUCGCGCCAUGCAGUGGCUCGUGAAGGAUGCCCAGCCCAACGACUCCCUGUUCCUCCAUUACUCUGGUCACGGUGGGCAGACGGAGGACCUGGAUGGCGACGAGGACGAUGGCUUCGACGAGGUCAUCUACCCUGUCGAUCACCAGCAGAACGGCCACAUUGUCGAUGACGAGAUCCACUGGCGCGUCGUCAAGCCUUUGCAGCCGGGUGUGCGUCUCACUGCCAUCUUCGAUUCAUGUCACUCGGCCUCGUGCAUGGAUCUGCCGUACAUCUACUCGACAAAGGGUGUUCUCAAGGAGCCCAACCUGGCCAAGGAGGCGGGCGAGGGUCUCCUCGACGCGGUCAAAGCGUAUGCAUCGGGUAACAUUAUGGGCGUCGGUAGUGCCGUCCUUGGCUUUGCGAAAACUGCGUAUAUGGGUGACGACGCGUACAAGAAGACCAUUGAGACCAAGACGAGUCCAGCCGACGUCAUCAUGUGGUCCGGCAGCAAGGACGACCAGACAUCGGCGGACGCUACCAUCAACGCCAAGGCCACGGGUGCCAUGUCUUAUGCCUUCAUCUCGGCACUCAAAGCGAAUGGAGACCAGACCUACGUCGAGCUGCUCAAUAGCAUCCGCGACAUUCUGGAAGAUGACUACUCGCAGAAGCCGCAGCUGUCGUGCAGCCAUCCACUAGCCAAGCAAGCGUGGCCCAAUAAUGACAUAGCGACAACGAGCACGACGGCGAGCGACAUUGAUCGCGACAUGAAACUCCCAACUUGGACUACGCGUCUCGGCUCGCUCCGCUGGCUUCGCUGGACAAUCGUGCCUUUACUCCUAUGGCUAUCGAUUGGGAUCUUCUAUAUUGGCUCCGAGAGGGAAUGGCUUGGGCCAGCGCCCUUGGAGGGCAUCAUCCGCGAUGGCAGUGACAGGAUGAACAUGACCAUUCUCAAGCCCCUGGCGAAGAGGCUGCCAUGUAUCGGACCGCGAGGGAACUUGAAGGAUGACCACAAUGACGGUGCGCUACGCUUUUCGGAUCUUGACACCGAGUACCCGACACCUUUCAUCGGAUCACAACGCGAGCUGGGGUUGAAGAGAAUGUGGAUGACAGCUUCCGAUCGAUAUGGGCCGUACGGCUUCACGACAACCAACGAUGCGCGAUCCCAACCAGACUGGGACAAGGUCUCGUGGGCAAACCUGCAGGACGACUGCGCUGCUGCCAAUGCGCGGCGGUUCCCGAAACCCCCGACGACAAUUUACGAACCUCGCUUCACGCUCCUGGCAAACUCGACGAUCGACGCCACGCCACACUGGAAAACGACUUUGAACCCCUCCCGCCGUACAGCUAUCGUCGUGCGCUCCUGGGAAGGCGUCGGAUACAAAUCGGAGAACAUAUACAUGCUCCGCUCGCUCAUCACCGAGGCAAGCCUCGACACAGGCGCCGAGUACACCGUCUUUCUACUCAUCAACAUCAAAGACCGCAAGCGCGAUAUCCACACCUCCACAGAAGCCUACCGCAAGGCUCUCGAGUCCCUGAAGCUCCCGCCCGAGCUCGCGUCCAUCGCCGUCCUGUGGGACGAGAACCUGCUGGCGUCGUGGUACCCCCAGGUCAAGGAACACGGCUCCAUGUUCCAGAUCAACCAGCCGCUACAGCUCUUCGCGCUGCACUACCCCGAGUUCGACCACUACUGGCAGAUUGAGCUGGACCAGCGCUUCAUGGGCCAUGCGGGGGAGAUGCUGGACGUCAUGGCGGACUUUGCGCGGAUGGAGCCGCGCAAGCAAGCACUAGAGAGAUCGACGUUUCCCUACAGCGAGGAGCUGUACGAGGACUAUGAGGAGUUGAUGGUGAGGGUUGACGAGGCGAACAAGGGCAAGUCACGCGCUUGGCCGGCCUUGCGCAUCUCGGAUGUCAAGCCUAUCGGUCCGGUUCCUCAAGACAAGUCCCAAGAUGACGCCUUCUCGUGGGGCGUAGGGGAGGAGGCAGCGUUUAUUGCGACGGGCUUCUGCGCUGAUGUGAGGACCUCCACGUGGGUCUUUGGUGGCUGGCUCGAGGGACAUCUGAAUAAGGGCCAUGACACGCCACGCUGGUUCCGUCCACCUGCGAUCUUUAGAGUGUCGAGGACGGUCUUGCUGGAGGCGCAUCGGGCGCAGUUUGAGACGGGACUCAGUCUGCCCUCAGAGAGUACCAUGCCCACGUGGGCUCUUUGGCUCGGUCUCAAGGUUUCCUAUCCGCCGCUGCCGGUGUACAUGCACCCCUAUUCGGCCGAACGAUCCAAAAAGCGUCCCGGCAACGAGAAUGACGAGACAUCACGUUUAGAAGACGAGUGGAGGCAUCGCGACAAGAGACCAUUCUUCGGUCAUCUGCCGGAAAGGAGCGAGAAAGGCCUGUCCAUGGCGAAUCCGCAAAGCUUUGCCGACAGGGGCUUGUCGUACUGGUGGGUGAGCAACUGGCCGAGGAGAAUCAUGGAUGUGUGGAUGCGCAAUCAAGUCGACGCGGAGGAUCUCCCCGGAUUCAUGCGCGUUCACGAGGGCCAGAUCUACGCCCCCAACUUUAUGAUGCAUCCUGUGAAGACGUAA